Messenger RNA from Nyctereutes procyonoides (raccoon dog), 2486 nucleotides. It is a transcript of the gene KRT2, whose product is annotated as keratin 2. Gene Ontology annotation, molecular function: structural constituent of skin epidermis. Bases 55 to 2040 code for a protein of 661 amino acids. Lineage: Eukaryota; Metazoa; Chordata; Mammalia; Carnivora; Canidae. The transcript has 9 exons. Gene Ontology annotation, cellular component: keratin filament. The record is from RefSeq and is a predicted model, not a curated record. Gene Ontology annotation, biological process: intermediate filament organization; keratinization.
UCCAGCCUCAACUCAUCUCGGAAACCUCAAUUUUCCCCACUGGGCAAAGGCAUCAUGAGUUGUCAGAUCUCAUGUAAAUCCCGAAGAGGAGGAGGAGGAGGAGGAGGAUUCCGGAGCUUCAGCAGUGGCUCAGCCGUGGUCUCCGGUGGGAGCAGGAGAUCAACCCGUAGCUUCUCCUGCUUGAGCCGCCACGGCGGUGGCGGAGGGGGCGCCGGCGGUGGCGGCUUUGGCAGUCGGAGUCUUGUUGGCCUCGGAGGCACCAAGAGCAUCUCCAUUAGUGUGGCUGGAGGAGGCGGAAGCUUUGGCUCCGGUGGUGGAUUUGGCGGCAGAGGAGGUGGCUUUGGAGGUGGCAGCGGCUUCGGAGGAGGCAGCGGCUUCGGUGGAGGUGGCUUUGGAGGCGGCGGUUUUGGAGGAGGCAGCGGCUUUGGAGGCGGUGGUUUCGGUGGAGGUGGCUUUGGCGGAGGCCGCUUUGGAGGUGGCGGUGGCCUUGGAGGUUUUGGGGGUCCUGGUGGCUUUGGGCCCGGAGGAUUCCCUGGUGGAGGCAUCCACGAAGUCUCCAUCAAUGAGAGUCUCCUGCAGCCUCUCAACGUGAAAGUUGACCCAGAGAUCCAGAACGUGAAGUCUCAGGAGCGGGAGCAGAUCAAAACGCUCAACAACAAAUUUGCUUCUUUCAUUGACAAGGUGCGGUUCCUGGAGCAGCAGAACCAGGUGCUGCAGACCAAGUGGGAGCUGCUGCAGCAGCUGGAUGUGAGCACCCGCACUACCAACCUGGAGCCCAUCUUUCAAGCGUACAUCGCCAAGCUGAAGAAAUACGUGGACACGCUUUCUGCGGAACGAACAUCGCAAGGUUCAGAGCUGAACAACAUGCAGGAUCUUGUCGAAGAUUUUAAGAAGAAGUAUGAGGAUGAAAUCAACAAGCGCACAGCUGCUGAGAAUGAUUUUGUGACACUUAAAAAGGACGUGGACAAUACCUACAUGACCAAGGUGGAGCUGCAGGCCAAGACUGAUGUGCUGACCCAGGAGCUUGAGUUCAUUAAAUUCCUUUUUGAUGCGGAACUGUCCCAGAUGCAGACUCAGAUCAGCGAAACCAAUGUCAUCCUGUCCAUGGACAACAACCGCAGCCUGGACCUGGACAGCAUCAUCUCUGAGGUCAAAGCCCAGUAUGAGGAGAUCGCCCAGAAGAGCAAGGCUGAGGCCGAAGCUCUCUACCACAGCAAGUACGAAGAGCUCCAGGUGACUGCAGGGAAACACGGAGACAGCCUGAAGGAGGUCAAGAUGGAGAUCAGCGAGCUGAACCGCAUGAUCCAGAGGCUGCAAGGGGAGAUAGCCCACGUGAAGAAGCAGUGUAAGAGUGUGCAAGAAGCCAUUGCAGAAGCUGAGCAGAAGGGAGAGCACGCAGUCAAAGAUGCUCAGGGCAAGCUCUCGGACCUGGAGGAGGCUCUGCAGCAGGCCAGGGAGGACCUGGCCCGGCUGCUGCGUGACUACCAGGAGCUCAUGAACGUCAAGCUGGCCCUGGACGUGGAGAUCGCCACCUACCGCAAGCUGCUGGAGGGCGAGGAGUGCAGGAUGUCUGGAGACCUCAGCAGCAACGUGACUGUCUCUGUGACCAGCAGCUCCAUGUCCUCAAGUGUGACAUCCAGGGCCGGCUUUGGAGGCUAUGGUUCUGGAGGUAGAGGAUCCAGUUCUGGAGGAGGAGGAUUCAGCUCUGGAAGUGGCAGUUACAGCUCUGGAGGCAGAGGAUCGAGCUCCAGAGGUGGCGGUGGAGGAGGCUACAGCUCUGGCGGCGGCUCCAGAGGAGGCUCUGGCUCUGGAGGAGGAUAUGGUUCUGGAGGCAGCUCCAGGGGAGGCUCUGGCUCUGGAGGUGGCAGUGGAGGAAAAUAUAGCUCGGGAGGUGGCUCUAGAGGAGGUUCUGGCUCUGGGGGAGGAUAUGGCUCCAGCUCUGGAGGAGGCUAUGGCUCUGGAGGUGGCUCUAGAGGAGGUUCCAGCUCCGAAAAGGGUGGCUCUGGCUCAGGCUCCAGUGUGACCUUCUCUUUUAGAUAAGGAUGAGUUCCACCCUUGACUCUUCUGCUUUAGAACGUAGAAUCCUGUGUCUGCUCAUCCAAAUCGACAGAAAAUCAAACCUUGUCUUCCAUCUCUGAUGGCGUUUUGGAGGAAAGGGAUUCCCACAUACUGUGUCUGAAAUAUCUUCUCUCCAAACCAAUUCGUUGGAGCCAGUGACACCCUCUGUGCCCCGGGGAAGCGUCUGCGCUGCCUAGGCUUGCACUUCCAGCCAUGCCCCCUCUCCUGGCCCCUCCUGGCGUCACACAUUCGGGGUCCCUUCUCCGGACGACUGUUCUGCUGAGGGCCCCAUCCCAAAGCCUGCACCUUUCUGGUGGCCCUGCCCCGAGGGAAACACGUAUCUGUGUACAUAGCCCACCUUUCUGACUCUGCAUCUAAAGCGCUGUGGUCUUGGUGUCUGCACAAUAAACUUCAUUUGCAAUUUAUAA